GUGAACCGAACACAACCAACAUUUUCUGUAUAAACUUCUUUCAAGCAGGAUAUUUGGUUUGGUUUUCUUUUACAUCUCCUUCUCCCAUGAUUUCCUUGUCAUGGUUUGCUUGGAAGUUAAGAAGAUGAAACGAAAGAAAGAGAAAAUUAAACAAAAAAAAUUCGUAUCAGUUGUUUGAUUCCUCGUUUGAAGGGAGGAAGAGAAAAAAAUUGAAAGAAAUAGGAUCUUAUUUGGUAAAUCCAUAAUGAAUCUUUAAAUCUGCAAUGAAUUUCAUAUCGAAUAUAUGAAUUUUAUUUAGUAAAUCUCGAUUAGUUUUAUAAGAUUGUAAAAAUCAUUUCUAUCGUGUUCAUUAUGAACUUUUUUUUAAAUGAUAGGAGUAGUUAUUAGUAGUAUUUUAUAAAAGUUGUGGCUCUCAAUUUUUUGACAUCUGGACAUAGUACUACUACCCUCAAUACUCCAUUCAAAGCUCCUUAAAAGGCACCUUUCUCGGAAAGGUCCUAAACCCUCAAGACACGGACGCAAUCACAGCACCAUCUAUAUUCUAUGGCGACCCAAAGCAGCUCCUCUCAUCAAGAACCCAAGAACACCUCUCAAACCCCCACCCUUCCCACGGUAGAUCCUCUCCUACUGCCGAAUCUCCUCCCGGAAAUCAUCUUCGAAAUACUGUCGAGGCUUCCCGUCAAGUCUCUGCUGCGAUUCAGGUGUGUUUCCAAAUCAUGGCGUUCUUUGAUUUCUCAGCCCGUAUUUGCCAAAACCCAUCUCAGUUUAGCAUCAAUGGACGUUGAUUAUACCCACCAUAGACUCAUUCUACACUGUACGUAUCCCCCUUUUUUUUAUUACAAGUCCUGCUCUCUUCACUCUAUUUGGAACGAGAAAUCUGAUACUGCUGUUGAGCUUGAUUGCCCUUUGAACGAUCGUUGUUGGGGAACAUGGAUUGUUGGUUGCUGUUAUGGUUUAGUGUGCGUCAGAGCUGGGCAGGAUGUACUUAUAUGGAACCCGUCUACUAGGAAAUCCAAGGGAUUGCCAAAUCCUGAAAUGCACAAUUACAUUCCGAGUUAUAGUUUUGGUUACGAUAAGUCCGUUGAUGAUUACAAGGUGGUGGGAGUCUUUUCCCAUGUUCAUACUCUCGAGAUUGAAGUGAAGGUGUUUACAUUAAGGACUAAUUCGUGGAGGAGGAUUGGUGACUUUCCUCAUCGUCUUGGUUUCGGAGAAGAAGGGACGUAUUUGAACGGGGCCCUCCAUUGGACUGUGAGUAGGGAGUCCAAUGUUGUUAUUGUUUCUCUUGAUUUGGCGAAGCAGACUUAUGGAGAGAUUUCAGUACCUGAUUAUCGAGAUGGUUAUUUGUCUUGGAGCUUGUUGGAUGUUUUAAAUGGAUGCCUCUGUAUACGAUGUGCCUACGAUGAUUACGCUGAUGUAUGGGUGAUGAAGGAAUACGGUAUCAGAGAGUCUUGGACCAAAAUGAUUGUGAUACCUCAUGCGACCCCUCAAUUGGGCACUCCUUACCCCACCCCAGUCUGCAUUUUGAAGAAUGGUGAAGUUUUAGUGAAUGUUUUUACACAUUUAGUUUGGUACAAUCCAAAAGAUGGCACAUUUAUUUGUCCUACAAUUCGAAAUGGUUCAGAGGGUUCUACUGUCUUUCCCUACGUUGAAAGCAUAGUCUCGCCUGACAUUGAUGUUGACAAUGGGGUUACUGGGGUUUAGUGGCAACAGCAAUACUAAAGGGAAUAAAGGUAAAAUUAGAUGUUUGAUUAUGUCUUACCAGCCUUCCCCUACUCUUGUCAAUCCAUUGUGUUUAUAUAUUUGGUCUUGUGUCUUUUAAUAUCGUAGUGAUGUACUCAAUCUUGAUAUUAAAACCGAAAAAGAACAAAGUUCCUUAGUUCAUAUUUAUUGAAGUUGAACCUAGUCUUUGUAAAAUACAUCGCCACCUGCGGUGAUUGUGCUGAUGUAUGGGUAAUGAAAGAUAGGAUAUUUGAGAGUCUUGGACCAAGUUGGUUGUCAUUCCGUAUGUGCCUCUUCCAUUGGCUGGUCCUUACUACUCCAUACCAGUGUGCAUUUUGAACAAUUGUGAAGUUUUACUGUAUAUUAGUUCCUUAAAACACAAAAGAUGGCACAUUUAUUCAUCCUACUAUUCGCAAUUGUUCGACGGGUUUUUCUAUCCAUGUCUGUCCCUACUUUGAGAGCCUAGUGUCCCCUGACAUUGAUGCUGAUAGUGGGGUUCAGUGGUAGUACCCAUACUAAAGGGAGUAAAGGUAAAAUUGCCUUCGAUUAUGCCUUACUAGCCUUGCCCAAUUUUUAUUAAUCCAUGAUGUGUUUUAUAUGGGUUCUUGUUCUUUUUGAUCUCUUAGUGAUGUACUCAAUGCUGAUUUUAAAAUUGAAAAAGAAAUAAGUUCAUUUACUCAUAUUUAUCGAAGUUUAACCUAAUUUUGGUAAAACCACCGGUUAAUAGUGAAAGGGAUUCACAUAAAUAUGGUUUCACGUCAUGAUAUGUUUGACAUUGUUAACGAGAUGAUGGGUUUUUGAGGUGACACUUGUUUCUUUUUUUAAUUUCCGGAACUUGGAGGAAUAGGUUGAGGAAAAUUUUGAAAUUCACAAAACAUGCAUGACGGAUGACACCGUAGCCAACAGCCAAUCCAUAAGGAUUUAAAUUUCUUAUACGGAGUAUUUUGUCUACUUUUUUUUCACUGCAUUAUGGUGUUCAAAAGGUGAUUGUCGUUUCGGAAAUAGGUUAACCUAAGUUUAUUUUGUGUGCUUCUAAUUUAGUGGAACAUUAAGUUCAAAAAAAACAAACUUAAGAGGAUUGUUAAUAUUCUCUUUUUUGGGGGUGUGGGAGGAGUGAUGUGUUUCAUGCAUUGGCGAGGACAUUUUGAUUGACUGCUAGCUUUUUAACAAGUGGGCUUUUUAGCAAUCAUUAACUACUUUCCAAUUAGUCUAAGCCGAAGCAUGUUUCCUGCUUGGUACCUCAAGUCAACCCCGCGGAGAAGCGAAAGCUCGAUGAGAACUAAUAGGCCAUGCAUGUCUAAUUCUUACUUAAUCCUUGUGCUCUAUUUGGUUUUUUGUUUUCUUUUAUAGUAAUUGGAAGUAUGAGCUUUGUAAUCCAUUGAUGAGUUUUGAGCUUGAAUCCUUCAAAGCUAAGUCUGUCUAGCAUAUUCAUACAUAUAACAUUUAGGUGGAAUGAUUGGAGGAGUUGCCUCAUGCGCAAGAAUGGAACCAGGAUUUUACUCUAGUAGUGGCGGAAUGUAUACUAAAAAAAUCUAGUGGUGGCGAGACUAUAUAAGUUGGGCAUAAUUUUUUUUUUUUACAUAUAAUAAUUGUAUUUUCUAAAAUUCUUGUCAUUGCGAUCGCCGCCACUAGACCCCCUGAUCCCAAGAAAUUCUAGGCUUAAAUUGUGACUGGACAUUUUUUUGUGGAAUUGCAGAAAUUUCUUCCAACGUGGGCAGCCACGCGUUGGGCGAAUAUUAGAGCUGCAUACUGUUUUUUGGCGCUCUAGGCAUGAGUUAGGUGCCAUUACUUUUUGAGUGGUGCUAGUACCACAUCCAUUUUCACACCCAAACAUACACCCACCAUUCACAUGAGUGGUGGGUUCCACACACACUACACACUCUAGUGUGUCUGUGUGUGUAUGGAGCCCACCACUCAUGUGAGUGUGGGUAUGUGUUUGGGUGUGAAAAUGAGUGUGACACUAGAAAUUUUUCCAUAAUCCACAAACUUCAAACAACUAUAUCUUCAUCAUACGAACUCCGACUGAGGCGGAUCUUCGUCAAAGUUGAACCCCUGGAAGCCUACAUCUCUGUGGACUUUGAGGUGGUCCAAUCGCCUAUUUCUAAGUAGAGAAAAGAGUAUGGUCAUAAUGCCACGGAGUAGUCUUAGGAUUCAAUUUCGAGUUUUGGGGUUUUGUUCAGUGUUCUAAAAAUCGGUUUUAAUCACCGAUUAAUCGGAUUUAUGGCCUCUCCGAUCAGAUUAAUGCCUGGGCUUUUGAAUUAGACGGUCUGGAGAUUAAUCGAGGUUUGGCGGCGAUUAGUCGAUUAAUCGGCGAUUAGGCGUCUAUUCCGCAAUUAAACAGGAUAAAGCUGUAAUUUAAAAAAUUCAAGGAGUGUAACUGUUGGGGUAAUGAAGUUGAAGGGCUUGUUAUGCAAUUUUACUC
This is a messenger RNA of Rhododendron vialii, 4141 nucleotides long. RefSeq names its product F-box/kelch-repeat protein At3g23880-like. Bases 544 to 1701 code for a protein of 385 amino acids. The record is from RefSeq and is a predicted model, not a curated record. The transcript is spliced from 2 exons. Lineage: Eukaryota; Viridiplantae; Streptophyta; Magnoliopsida; Ericales; Ericaceae. Gene Ontology annotation, molecular function: protein binding.